Zea mays is the source of this 2758-nucleotide messenger RNA. Its product is annotated as Protein NETWORKED 4A. Lineage: Eukaryota; Viridiplantae; Streptophyta; Magnoliopsida; Poales; Poaceae. The record is from RefSeq and is marked provisional. Gene Ontology annotation, cellular component: vacuolar membrane. Gene Ontology annotation, molecular function: actin binding.
CUCCACCGCCCAUCUCUUCCUCCUCCAGUCCCGAAGGAAGGUCUCAGGUCUGGCUGGCCUACCACCAAGAACACACGCUGCGGCCUGCGGCUGCGGUCACGCUACUCAAGUGUGAACAAAAAGGUCCAUGCUUCUCCUCCCUUUCGCUCGCUUCCUUUUCUCUGCCCAUCCACGUGAAAAGCAGCAGCAGUGGUCCCUAAGUAGAUCUUGGAUUCGUCUCAUCAAUCACACUCCACCAGGAGUAACCCGCACACGUAGCGUAGCAGCAGGAGUAGGUAGGUGGGCAGCAGGCUCCUUGUGGUGUGCCCUGCAUGUUUCGCAGCUUGCUUCUUCGAGCAUUGACCCCUUCCGCCCCGUCCGUCAUCUUCCCCACCUCUCUCUCCGCACCGCAGGAGCUUGGCGGCGGCCGUGACCGGCGCUGGAGAGUGGAGAUCUUGGACGCGUGCGACAUCCUGGUCUCCGCUCUGUGCCUCUGGUCUUCGAAGGCGCCGCCACCCUAUUUUUUUUUUUAAAAAAAAUCCUAAGGUGAGAUCGAGCUGCUCUUUGCUUUGCUUUGCUUUGCUUUGCUGCUUGCGCGGAAUCUGGCCUGCUUGCUUUCACAGUUCCACUUCGUUGCGUGUUUCGGUUUAUUGAUUGAUAGAUUUCAAUCGAAGCUUGCAGAUUAGGUUUCUUUUCUAGCUAGAUCCUGCAGCAUCUACGAGGCCAGGCCACGGUCGACUGGUUCUCCUUCGAUCUAGUCUUCCUUCCUUUCCUUCCUUUCUUUCUGAAUGCGCAUGGUAGUACCACCAUAACACAGCUAUCCUUUUGGUGAGACAUCCAGUUUUCUCUGUCUUUGCCAAAGACAAAAAAACCCCCCGCUAUUGGUAAUACAGGCAGAGGUCGUCUUGAGAAGACGGAUAGCUAUGACUGAUUAUAUAUUUUUUUUGCUGCACAUGUUUAUUACCGAGUCCAUUGCUCUGACGAACUGAUCUCCUGUACCAUUGUUACAUGUACCUUUGUUUGAAUUGGAAAUCAUUCAUACCAUAUUACUAUCAAUCCAACUAACAGGACUAACUACCUUCCCAAGGAUCGUACACUAACUUCUUCAUCCGAAGUACCUUGAACUAGCAUGCUUGCUGGCAUCACUGUCUGUUACACGCUGAUGCCGCACUAUUUCUAGCCUUGAUUACCCAACGCCGAGUUCACCUCAAAUGCUUCCGUUAUAGGAAAACAUGAUUCUAUAUGCCAUACUCAUUUUUCGCUGUAUUUUAACCAUUUUAACUCUCAUAUUUGUGACUGCUAUAGUCACUGUCUCUCUCUGGUGCUGCUGCGCAUUUCUGAAUUUUUCAGAUAGUUUCUUCAGUCCGACACCGCUUCUAGCUUCCCCUCGGCGAUCUGUGAAGCUAUGAAGCCACCUCUCGAGAGGAACCCGACUAAGAAGCGCCACUCGUGGUGGUGGGACAGUCACAUUAGCCCUAAGAACUCGAAAUGGCUCGCCGAAAAUCUCGAAGAAAUGGACAAGCAAGUGAAGGAAAUGCUCCAGCUGAUCGAGGAGGACGGCGACUCCUUCGCUAAGAAAGCGCAAAUGUAUUACCAGAGGCGUCCGAUGCUCGUCACCCACGUCGAGAACUUCUACCGUAUGUAUCGUGCUCUAGCCGAGCGCUAUGACAAUGUAACCGGCGAGCUGCGCAAGAACAUCCCUACAAGGCUGCAGACAACCGGAUUUUUAACCAGUUCAGAGUACGGUUCUGAGCUGCAGAGGUCGCCCUCACCGUCUCCUGAGCCGUUACAGAGGUCGUGGACAAGGGAGCAGAGCCCUAGGGCCGCUGGCUUCGACUUCUUCCUGAGCAAUAGGAGCAAUGACUCGCCACCUGUCUACAGGAAGGAACCCGAGGACGCGGCAUCGCAGUCGGAGUCUGACGCGAAGUCUGCAGACGGUGAGGAUGAUGGCAUCGCCUACACGCUGCACCAGAGAGUUCUUGAGCUAGAGGACGAGCUCAAUGCGACAAACCAGAAACUACAAGAUGCAAACGAGAAGCUUGAGGUUCUGGAGGAAAAGAGCUUGAGGUGCCAUUGCGAUUAUAAAGAGAAUGGAAACGGUGCUCAGCGAACUACAGAAGUUUCAGGCAAAGAGGGGGAGCUGGAAGCCGAAAUCGUCAAUCUCCAGGAGCAAGCGGACUCGGCAAGAAGGCGAUUCGAAGAGGCAUUGUCUGAACGAGAUGGAGAAAUCAGCAAGCUAAAGCAAGAGCUUGCUGGUGCUUCUGAGAAGCUGCAGCGAGAGAAGUACGCCAAUGGCGUGCAGGUAUCUGAGCUGCAGCGAUCGGUUGAACACAUCAGGUCCGAACUAGAGAGAGUUUCUGAAGAGAAACUACUGUCCGAGAACAAGAUUAAGGAGCUGGAGGCAGCAAACGCUGAAGCCGAUAAGUACGGCCACGAGCUCACGCGAGCUGCCGAGAAGAUUUCCGAGGAGAAGUUCGCGCUCGAAGCUGAGAUCCUCACGAUGCGGCAGAACAUUGAAGAUCUGAAAUCCAGGAUCGAGAGCCUCGCUCGAGAGAAGUCCCUGCUCAAAUCAUGGUUUGAGGACUUGGAGCAAGUCGUGGGGCGAGGAAGGGGCAUCUUCGCCGAUUAACCGAGUUUUUCUAUCCAGAACAUCAUCGGUAGCUAGAAUUUAGCAAGCUAGUAACAUUUUGUUUUGUUUUCUGGUACCCAUACCAUCUUGCGAAAUUGAGAUACGUCAGUGUACUUCCUUUUUGUUUGCUGAAUCUUAAACUUAGACGUG